AUGCAAGUAUGUCAUGGGCCAGCAGCGGAGAAGGUCAACGCUCAGCCUAGGAAGAGACCACUAGAAGCUGUCAACUCAAACUCGGACACGCCACAGCCAUCCAAGAAGGCUCGAGUCGAUUCGGUCUGGUCGGACGAAGUCGUCAUGUUGAAAUCCGGAAAAGAGGCGGUAAGAAGCACGGGUCCGGAGUUGCGACAGCCCUCCAAGACAGGUGAAGAGCCGGCCCAGAGGGCCCAAGUCGAUCUGGGCGAGUUGGGCGAAGCCUCUACUUUGAACCCUGAACAAGAAGAUAGAUUGGCAAAACCCUUGGGUGUUGAUCAUCUCAACAUUGAUGAAGCUGGAAGUCCCGUCUGCGAUUCUCUGGCGCCAACCUUCGGCAGUCUACCCGACCCUCUUGCCCCUUACUGGUUCAAUAAGCCAUCAACUACCUAUGAUUUCACCGGUUUAGACGACGUGUCUACCCAAAUUUAUCUCCACCAGCUGGCUACGGACCUCUGUCGCGGUGAUUCAUUGGAAGCUUGCUACGACGACUCGACUGUCUUGAAUUGA
Diaporthe amygdali is the source of this 549-nucleotide messenger RNA. RefSeq lists its product as uncharacterized. Bases 1 to 549 code for a protein of 182 amino acids. Lineage: Eukaryota; Fungi; Ascomycota; Sordariomycetes; Diaporthales; Diaporthaceae. The transcript has a single exon. The record is from RefSeq and is a predicted model, not a curated record.